AGUUGGCUGAAAAUGCUGAACAUUUCAUCAAACCAUUUACCUUAUUACAAAUUAAAUUGACACGUAAUUCGUAUAAAAUCAAACGUAACGUUAUUAAAUCAAGUUAAGAAACUUAACACUCCCCCUCCCCCCCCAAUCUAAUCAUGCGUUAUGCGAAAUGUCUCGGUUCUCUGAACGUUACUACAGCCUUGGUCUAUUAUUAUUACAUAUUCGGAAAUGUAAUCGCCGCCGCCGACGAUGAUUCUAACCGCAACUUUGAACGCAUGUACAAAUGGAAGAAUUUACGAGAAGGCUUCCAAGAGGCGAAAAUCUCCAGGAAACCGAUAUUUCUGCUGAUCCACAAACCGGGCUGUCCGACUUGCGAGAAAUUGAAGCCUCGAUUCACCAAUUCGAUCAAAAUCCUCAAUCUAAGCCAGCAUUUUGUUAUGGUGAGUAUGAAGAAAGAUGAGAUUUCCGCACAAGACGAAGCAAAAUUUGAACCGGACGGAACCUAUGUUCCAAGGAUCCUCUUCUUCACUUCGGAUGGCAAAUUUAUGAAAGAUGUUUAUAAUCGUCAUUCAAAAGCCAAUGAUAAAUAUAAAUAUUUCUACAAUAAUCCAAGUCAAAUAAUAGAUAGUAUGAUUUUGGCAUUGGAACUUUCUUCCGAAGAACGAUACUCUUGACGAUAAAACGGAGAUGAAGAAGUAAUACUCAACUUUUCAAUCUGACUUUGUUGCUGUCAUUACAAUGAUAGUUGGACGUAGCUGAAAUAAAUUUAUUUUGUUACAAAAAAUAUAACACUUUCUUAAAUUAUAGUCAGA
Trachymyrmex septentrionalis is the source of this 800-nucleotide messenger RNA. Its product is annotated as thioredoxin domain-containing protein 12-like. The transcript is spliced from 2 exons. The coding region runs from base 144 to 662 and encodes 172 amino acids. Lineage: Eukaryota; Metazoa; Arthropoda; Insecta; Hymenoptera; Formicidae. The record is from RefSeq and is a predicted model, not a curated record. Gene Ontology annotation, cellular component: endoplasmic reticulum.